UUUCAGAGCCUGCAGCUGGAGCGGGAGAUGUGUCUGGCUUCAAACUGCACCCUGGCCAGGACGAACCUGUCCCUGCGCCCACGCCUGGAGGACGGGAAGGCUUCCCUGGCCAUCAAGUACCAGGAGCUGCGGGAGAUACGCGAGGCGUGCUGGGACAAGCAGCAGCGCCUGGAUGCAUACCUGGAGAAGUGGAGCCCACAGAGUGCCCUGGGCCAGCUCCAAGCCCAGCUGGAUGCUUCCGAGGCGGAGUCGGAG
Molecule: messenger RNA, 255 nt
Organism: Merops nubicus (carmine bee-eater)
Lineage: Eukaryota; Metazoa; Chordata; Aves; Coraciiformes; Meropidae
Gene: VPS37D
Product: vacuolar protein sorting 37 homolog D (S. cerevisiae)
Exons: 2
Biological process (GO): ubiquitin-dependent protein catabolic process via the multivesicular body sorting pathway; protein targeting to membrane; protein targeting to vacuole
Cellular component (GO): ESCRT I complex
Source: RefSeq, a predicted model, not a curated record